UUGUCAUACUGAAGACCCGCCCAAGGUAUUUCAGCCUAUAGCAGCUGGAGGACAGAACUGCAAGCGUGUAUGUGAGAACCGCAGCCACAAGGACAUGCUACAGUCCCCGCUAGAAUCUUCAGCAGUAGACGGAGAACGCGCCUUCAAUCCAUCUAAAGGAGUAUGAUUCCAGUGACUGAAUUCCGUCAGUUCACGGAACAGCAGCCAGCAUUCCGGGUUCUGAAACCAUGGUGGGAUGUGUUCACAGACUACCUCUCUGUGGUCAUGCUCAUGAUAGGUGUUUUUGGAUGCACUCUGCAGGUGAUGCAAGACAAAAUCAUAUGCCUUCCUCAAAGGACAUUCGCUCCAAACCUGACAGAGCUAAUGUGCCCACCUCCUUCCCAGGAACCGCCAGUGCCUGUCCAUGAGUUGAAAGGACUGAAGACGAACUUGGAUAUUCAGCAGUAUAAUUACAUAAACCAAAUGUGCUAUGAAAAGGCGCUGCAUUGGUAUGCUAAGUACUUCCCUUACCUGGUUCUCAUUCAUACUGUCAUUUUCAUGGUGUGCAGCAAUUUCUGGUUCAAGUUUCCUGGCUCUAGCUCUAAAAUUGAGCACUUCAUAUCCAUCCUGGGCAAGUGCUUUGACUCUCCAUGGACUACGAGGGCACUGUCAGAAGUAUCUGGGGAGAAUCCUGAGGAAAAAGACAACAAGAAGAACAGUGCCAGUAGGUCAAACCUUGAUACUCCAAUUGAUGAGGGCAACCUGGAGAAGACUCAAUCUUUAAGAUCCAUUCCUGAAAAGAUUGUUGUUGACAAGCCAGCACCAAGUGUCCUUGACAAGAAGGAAGGAGAGCAAGCCAAGGCCUUGUUUGAGAAGGUCAAAAAAUUCCGCCUGCAUGUGGAGGAGGGUGAUAUAUUAUAUAUGAUGUAUGUCCGUCAGACUGUUGUAAAAGUGCUCAAGUUUAUCCUUAUAAUUGCGUACAACAGUGCUCUGGUGUCAAAGGUUAGGUUCAGUGUUACCUGUACUGAGAACAUGCAGGACAUGACGGGUUACCGGUACUUCUGUUGCAAUCAUACUAUGGCCCACUUGUUCUCUAAGCUCUCCUACUGUUAUUUGUGUUUUGUUGGAGUUUAUGGACUUACAUGCCUUUAUACGUCCUACUGGCUGUUCUAUAUCUCUCUCAAGGAAUACUCUUUUGAAUAUGUCAGACAAGAGACCGGAAUUGAUGACAUCCCAGAUGUAAAAAAUGACUUUGCUUUCAUGUUGCACAUGAUCGACCAGUAUGAUCCUCUUUAUUCCAAGAGAUUUGCAGUGUUUCUCUCAGAGGUGAGUGAAAACAAGCUGAAACAGCUCAACCUCAACCAUGAGUGGACAGCCGAUAAGCUUCGGCAGAAGCUGCAGACCAACAGCAACAACAGGCUAGAACUUCAACUCUUCAUGCUGUCUGGUCUCCCAGAUACCAUCUUUGAGGUGACAGAGCUGCAGUCUUUGAAGCUUGAGAUUAUUAAUAAUGUUACCAUACCAGCAUCCAUUGCCCAACUAGAAGAUCUCCAGGAGCUUUCGCUUUACCAGUGCUCACUCAAGAUCCACAUUGCAGCCACCACCUUCCUCAAGGAGAACUUGAAGGUACUGCGAGUGAAGUUUGAUGAUGCCCGUGAACUUCCGCAGUGGAUGUAUGUGUUGCGGAACUUGGAAGAGCUCCAUCUGAUUGGCUCUUUGAAUUCUGACGCAUCAAAGAAUGUAACCCUGGACUCUCUACGAGAGCUCAAAGCGCUGAAGACAUUGAUGCUCAAGAGCAACUUCACCAAGAUCCCUCAGUCCAUUGUGGAUGUGGCCAGCCAUCUACAGCGCCUCUGUAUUUGCAAUGAUGGCACCAAACUGGUCAUGCUUAACAACCUGAAAAAAAUGGUGAACCUAACAGAACUUGAGUUGGUGCACUGUGACCUAGAACGCAUACCCCAUGCCAUUUUCAGCCUGAGUAAUCUGCAGAUGUUAGAUCUGAAAGAGAACAAUCUACGCACCAUUGAAGAGAUUGUCAGCUUCCAGCACCUCCGUAAGCUGACCUGUCUGAAGCUUUGGCACAACGGCAUCGCUUUUAUACCCGAACACAUCAAAAAGCUCAGCAGCUUGGAGCGCCUCUACUUCAGCCAUAACAAGAUCGAGAUCCUGCCCUCACACUUGUUCCUGUGCAACAAACUGCGCUACCUUGAUCUUUCCAACAACGACAUCCGUUUUAUCCCACCGGAGAUAGGUGUUCUCCAAAGCCUUCAGAACUUCUCUGUCAGUUGUAACAAAAUCGAAAAUAUUCCUGAUGAGCUCUUCUUCUGUAAGAAGCUGAAGACUCUGAAGCUUGGCAAAAACAUGCUGUCUGUCCUCUCACCAAAGGUUUCUUUCCUUGGAGUACUGACUCACUUGGAGUUAAAGGGUAAUCACUUUGAGUUCUUACCAGCUGAACUCGGCUCUUGUCGCGCCUUAAAGCGCAGCGGACUUGUCGUAGAAGACACGCUGUUUGAGACGCUGCCUUCAGAAGUCAGGGAACAAAUGCAAGCGGAGUGAUGACUGCUUUGCUUUCAUGCCAAAUAUUGUAAUCUGACUCCUUAACCGGUAAGGCUUCCAGGUGUUCCGUCCUGUAGUAUGUAUUGUGAUCUAUAUGGGUGAGUACUUGCAAUUUCAUGUUUAAUGCUGGACUUGUGCUUAAUGGCAUUUUAAUGCAAAAAAAGCUGGGAGUUAGGAAAAUCUAGGGAUGAAUACCUUUUAAUGCCUUACAUUGUAUAUUAUGAAAAAUUUAAUUUCAUUUAAAAUGUAUACAUUUUAAGACUCUUUAUCUUAAUUUUUUAAGAUAUUUUUUAAAACUGUAAAUCAUAGAAGUAGACAACUUAUGACAGGGAUUCAUUUACAGACAGUUUGUGUGACAGCAAUUUCAUUGUAUGCUUUCACUGACAUUUGCUUUCAUAAUCCAUUAAGCUUUUGCAGGUCAAGUACUGAAAAACAUGUUUUGCACUGGAAAUAGCAAGAUUAGAAUUUGCACUGGAAUCUUUAACAUUCCCUUUUAUUUUACUUUUUAUGUGUAUAUAGGACUUUGCAAGGUUUUGAAGUAUAAAUGAUAGUAAAAUAGUUCAUGUAAUCAUUUAUACUAGAAGUAUUUUUUUUUUCUUCCUGCAUAUUUACUCAUAAUAACUCUAAAGCUUUUGGAGAGCAGGAUUUGUAUGCAUGUGUUCUCAGGUAGACUUUACAUGUUUUUUUUUGUUUUUGCAUUUCUGUUUUAAUGUUAAACAAGUUUGACUGCUGUUGGUAUUAGAUCCCGCAGAUAAAGGUAACCACAUUUCAGUAUACCAGCUUCAAAUGUUUGAAGCAUUUCUAAGCGUUUAUUUCUGCUGUGGUUUGCUUGGUUUAAACCGUAGACUCCUGUCUAAGAUACAAUGCAGAUGCAGAAGGUAUUUCUCUUACCGUAACUUAGCCAUUAACAUUUUUCUUAUAAACCAACAAUGUACUAUAAAUAUACAUUUAGAUUUAUUAAUCAUAUUAACCAACAGUAUUUGUCAUUUAAUCAUGCAUUGUACACUAUUUCUAUUUUAUGCAAAUUGAAAGAAAACAUUUGACAGAAACAAAGCUCUAAGCAUAUAUACAAAUGCAUUUUAAGAAACGGAUUCUUUAAUGUCUAUAAUAUGCAAAAAAAUCUCUCAAGGUGCACUAAGAUAAAUCAGGUAGACUUUAAGUUUCCAUAGUAUUUUCUUCCAGCUGGCGAUUAUGAUUACGAGUGUGCGUCUUGUCUCAAUGACAUGUAAAUGGUAAUUACAUUGUCUCUGAUCUGAUCUUGCCUUGUGGGAAGUGACUCAUCUGAUGUACUGUGAUCAGGAUGUGGCCUUUUUUUUUCGGCACCAUAAACAAGUGUCAUUGAAUCAGUGUUUCAUUUAUGAAUUCCAAGACACUGGUAAUACACAUCCUUAGUCACUUUAAGAAGGUUAAAAUAUUUGAAUAUUUGAGCUGUUUAGAUCACCAGACCUUUGUGUGUUUUGUAUUUAGUCCUCUAGUAAUUUUGAAGGUCAGUUUCUGGUCUGGUCUGCAUGAUAAAGAUUAUAGUGAUGUGAAUGUCAAAGCUUAAGCCAGUGUGGACAUUUUUCUUUUAAAUGAGCACAUAAAAUGAAGGAUAUUGCUUUUUUUUGCCAUGUGAUAAAAGUGCUGACAUAAUAUAGUGCCACCUAUGCCUUAUUUUCCUGUUUUGUAUCAUUUUCAUUCUACCAAAGAUUUUUUGAUUUCUAAAACGGCAUAAAUAAAAUGCAUUUUUGUCCCUUG
Molecule: messenger RNA, 4272 nt
Organism: Carassius carassius (crucian carp)
Lineage: Eukaryota; Metazoa; Chordata; Actinopteri; Cypriniformes; Cyprinidae
Gene: lrrc8c
Product: leucine rich repeat containing 8 VRAC subunit C
Exons: 3
Coding region: 163-2535 (790 amino acids)
Molecular function (GO): protein binding
Source: RefSeq, a predicted model, not a curated record